AUGAAACACAGCAUCUUUCAGUGUGAGCACCCUGAGAGGGGGUCAUGGGUCCUGCAGUGUGAGCACCCUGAGAGGGGGUCGUGGGUCCUGCAGUGUGAGCACCCUGAGAGGGGGUCAUGGGUCCUGCAGUGUGAGCACCCUGAGAGGGGGUCAUGGGUCCUGCAGUGUGAGCACCCUGAGAGGGGGUCAUGGGUCCUGCAGUGUGAGCACCCUGAGAGGGGGUCGUGGGUCCUGCAGUGUGAGCACCCUCAGAGGGGGUCUGUUAGCAACCCUGAGAGGGGUCCUGGGUCCUGCAGUGGGGCACCGGCUCAGAGGGGGUCAUGGGUCCUGCAGUGUGAGCACCCCUCCAGAGGGGGUCAGGGUCCUGCAUGUGACACCCUCAGAGGGGUCCUGGUCCUGCGACGUGUGAGCACACACUCAGAUGGGGUCGUGGGUCCUGUGCGUGUGAGCACCCUCAGAGGGUCAAGGGUCCUGCAGUGUGAGCACCCUGAGAGGGGGUUCCGUGGUUCCUGGGAGGGAGUGCUCCUCGCUCUCCUCAGCUGCAUUCACGGCGUGUGUAAAAGUGUUCCGAGUGACUCCACAUUAUUCUUGUCUCACUGA
Molecule: messenger RNA, 600 nt
Organism: Knipowitschia caucasica
Lineage: Eukaryota; Metazoa; Chordata; Actinopteri; Gobiiformes; Gobiidae
Source: the annotation of a GenBank genome assembly